UAGAAGACUUUGUAAAAAUCUUUUUUUUAAGAGUACUAUCUUAAAGAGAACAAAAUUCUAAGUAAAAUGAAGGAUGAAGAAGUUUCCGAAGAGCUUUUCUUAAAAGGUGACAAGUGGAACAAAAAAAAAUGAAAGCAAAAAGGAAUAUUUAUAGCAUUGUCGAAGAAAAUCUAUUGUUUAAUUUCUUGCAAUGUUUAUAACUUUUUGAAGAAGAAUCAGGGAGGACUUUGUUUAGUUACUUUCUGGGCACCCUAUCUUACUGGUAUAUUUUGACGUUGCGAUCAUGUUGUAAAUGUUAUCUUUCUCAAAAUUUAGCAUACGUAAUAUCUAAUUAUUAUGAGGAAUAUACGUAUUUAUCAGUAACUUCUGUAUGUCUUUGAUAAUGAGGAUGUGCCAUCGAGUGAUUCUCCUUCAAUACUUAACUACUAGAUGAAAUGGUUUGAUUUUUAUUAAUAAUUAAUACGAAGAGAAAGUUCCGAUACGAAUCUUUAUUUCGUACUGUGCACAAUGUUCAAUAAAAUCACAGCUUUGCUUCAAUCAACAAAGUUGAAUAGAUAACAACUAAUUAAAAGAGUAAAGGAUGAUAUAUCCAAAACAUAAGCAAACGUUUUCUACCUAACAAUAAAGGACAAUCGAAAUUUUUGUGCAAGUUUGUCUUUUGCAAAUAUCUGUAUAUAUUUAGAACAAAAUAAAACUUAAAAUAUUGAUUAAUUUAGAUUGUCAAUGCAUCUGAAGUAUGGUUUAUAACAAAUGGUCUUGAUAUUGGUAUGCCAAAAUUAAUUGGAUCAGCUUUUCGAGAUGAAAUUUCAUUACGACGAGCUGAUGAUACAUGGGCGAAACAGAUGAAUCGAACACCGAAAGAACAUAAAACAUUAAUUUUAAUUGGAAUUGUUUGUGAUGAUGACAUUAAAGACUCUAUUGAUUUCCAUUCAUGCAAAGACAAAUUAAAAACGGAAAUAAAAGUGCCACAAAAUAAAUGUGAACAAUUAUCAUUAAACAGUGAUCAUACACAUUUUAUAAUAAUUCGUAAAUCACCAAUUGCUUCUAGUUCGACAAAUAUUUCAGAAAUAAAAUCUACAACAAUCGAUACUGACGAUAAACUAUUAGAAAAAAGAACUGAUUCAACUGGAAAUGUUACAAAUAAAUUUCGCAAUAGUUUUGAAGCUUUUUUACAUAAAGAAGCAUUACAACAACAAGUUAUGAGUCCUAUCGAAUUACAAUCAGCAACAACCAUACCAUUAAAUAAAUUUAAUUCAUGGAGUGAAGAUGGUUUUCCAAUGGUAUGUACUUUAGUUCAUGGUACAAUACAAACAAUUGAACUUGUCUAUCAAAAAAUUCGAGAAGAAAUUCCUAUUGUCGUUCUUAAAGGAACUGGAUCUGCUGCUGAUCUUAUUGCAUUUGCUUAUGAAGAAAUUAAUACUAAAAAUAAAAAUAUAUCUGAAGAUGAUUAUUUAAAAAUUGAAUUAACUCGAUAUUUGGUUGAUGAAUAUCCCGAAUUAAAAGAUAAUAAUCUUAAACGAAAUGAAAUUCGUAAUUAUAUUAUGUCAAUUGUUAAAGAAGCCGAUAAAGAAGGAAGAAAAUUUUUAUCAUUUGUUGAUAUUAAUAGUACAACACCAUCAUUAAAUGAUUUUCAUAAAUUUAUUCUUUCAGCUUUUUUACAAGGACAAAAAAUUCUAACUGAUGAUAAAGUUAAUGUUGAAUCAAAACAAACAGAUAAAUUAAAACGAAUUGCUGAAUUAAAGCGAAAUAUUCAAAUAAAACAAAAUCUUCUAUUAACACUUGAUUGGAAUUUAUCAGAUUUAGCUUUAUCAGAAAUUUUUCAACGUUAUGAUGGCAUGAAAUAUACUAUACAAACAAAAUUAUUUGAUAGAGCUAUACUCGAAGAAAAUCAUGAAGCAUUUGUUGAUUUAUUUCUUGAUCGAGAAUUUGUUCUACAUCGAUAUUUAAACUCAGAUAAAUUCAUUAGUCUAUUUAAUCAAGCAAAAGAUAGAGAUUUUUUCACAAUAACAUCACUUGAAGGCAUUCGUAGUUUAACAGGAGAUGAAGAAGAAGUACCAAAAAAUUUUGUUGAAAAGGAUCUUAAUGAAAUUGUUAAACGUUUGACGGGUAUCGAUCAUGUUUUUUGUAAAAGUGAAAUGAAUAAUAAUGCUAUGGGACUUUAUUUUGGUGAUAAAUCAGACAAAGAUAUUCAGAAACAAAAGAUAAAAGCAGAAAAAAAAGCUCUUCAAUAUUUAAUUAUUUAUGCUGUAUUAAUGAAUCGACAACAAUUAGCAAAAAUUCUUUGGAAACAUUCGUCAGAACCUAUUCCAUUAGCAUUAAUCUGUUAUAUGAUGUUUAUAAAAUUAGCACCAUAUUGUCACGAAUCUUAUCUAAGAUCAUUAAUAGAAAAACAAGCCAAAGAAUUUUCCAAUUGGGCUGUAGGUAUUCUUGAUAAAUCAUUCGAUGAAGAUAACCAAAGAACAUUCGAAAUGCUUGAUGAAAAACAUCCAGAUUGGAAUUAUAUGACAACUAUUGAAUUAGCUUAUCAUGCUGAUAAUAAGGAAUUUAUGGCACAUCCUGUUUGUCAAAAAUGGAUUAUAAGACAAUUUUAUGGAGAAAUAACACCACGUGAACUUUCAUGGGGAUUAUUUAUUUGUCCAAAGUUUCUAAAAAUCAUAUUAAGUGCUAUUCUUAUAUUCCCAAUGUGUUUUUGGAUAAAUUUUUCUCCAAUUGGUCAAGCACCUUCAGUAUCAGAAAAAGCAAGUGAUUUAUCAAAUGAUACAAAAAACGAUGCAGAAACCGAAUCAAAACGUGGUGAAGAAAAAAAAUUAGUUGAACUAAUAGGUGAAGUAAACGUUCGACAAGGAAAUGAUAUUUUUCAACGACUAAUACCUUGUUUGCGUGGUAGUUUUGUAAAAAAAUCGAAAACUACAUCUCAUGAAAAACAACUGAAUCUUUUUGAAAAAAUUAAAAUUUUAUGGUCAGCACCAAUAACAAAAUUUUAUACAAAUUUUGUUUGUUAUGUUGCAUUUUUAUGUUUUUUUACAUUGGCUGUUAUGUGGCCAUCAUGUGGAAAUUUACUACUUGAUUUCUUUGUUUGGUUUUGGGCAGCAUUAAUAACUUUUGAAAAUAUGCGUGUUACUUAUGAAAAAUGUUGUUCUCAAAUUAGUUUACCUUUACGACGAUCUGCAUUAGAAAUUAUCGUACAAAUUAUAUUUUUGGCACUUUUUCUUGAUUUUAGAAUAGUUGGUUUAUGGCAUUUUGGAACUUGUCAAAUUGUAGCAUCAAAAGCAAUCUUAGGUGUUGGAUUAAUUUAUUAUUAUUAUCGAUUAUUAUAUAUUUUUUUCCCGAUAAGUCCAAUACUUGGUCCACUGAUGAUUCGACUUCAAUAUAUGAUCACGAAUGAUUUUUUUACAUUUUUAAAAUUAUUUGUAAUAUUUAUGAUAUCAUUUGGUGUUGCAAUAGCAGCUGUACUUUAUCCACAUCACUCACUUAAUUUAGAUUUA
Messenger RNA from Rotaria sordida, 3485 nucleotides. The record is from the annotation of a GenBank genome assembly. Lineage: Eukaryota; Metazoa; Rotifera; Eurotatoria; Philodinida; Philodinidae.